CUUUGCGAGAACCUCCUUGCUGGUUGUCCAGAGGCGCGCUCCUCAUCCGAAAGUCUGGAGAGGUUAUAGUGUAGCUCUUACUUAUAACGACUCGCUUUGAUCUUGAUGGCUAUGGCAAUUCGUCUGACGAUUAUUAGAAAUUACAUAACGACGUCUGACAUCGCCGGAGGUAGUUGAAACUGUUAGAAGGAACGAGGUAAAGAGUAUCGAACCACUUGAAAGAGACACGAGCGGCGUUGCUUAUUAUUUUGGUUAUUUCGGUAGGGGUAGGAAUUGACUAACGUUCGCCAGCUUCUCACUAUUGCGACGGAAAGCGGAAAAGCCGGGCAGUCUCUAGUAGCAUGCAAGACAAUACCACAAGGAGACACCACUGCUAGAGCAGAAGAGCAAGCAGCUGAUACGCCUGCGAUAGAGGACGAGAAGGAUUUAGAAGCGUGGCAAGCUCGCUGCAUUUCACAGAAACGCACUAUCAAGAUCUGACUUGUGCGUCUGCUUUUUCGCCGUCUCAGGUCCACAACUCCACCGACACCCCGGAAAGCCGCCAGCUUAGAAAGAGAGACGACGAAAGACAAUUUAAAAGAGCGCAGACUGUCCUUGAGUCGGAUACCUUUGCACUAAGAACCUCCCUGAAUUUCAACAGCGUGGCCAGCUUUUUGUGGUGGACAUGAUGACUCUUGACAACUUUCCCGCGCAAGUUGUAACAGAUGCGAACGAAAUAGUCUGACCAUCAGUCACGCUUGUGCAUUUUGGGAACAAGAGCCGCGCCUUUUUAUCCAACCACCUGAUAGCCGCACGAAGUCUAUUGCAACUUGUCCCGGCAAGUACCAGUAGACCAAACUCACACGAGGCCAUCUGCUCCAGACGUUGUGGCUUCUUGCUAGCUCGCCACGGGAUCACUUUCGAUCACCAACAGCUUGCAAACAGUGGACGCCUCAUCAUCUGCGUCUCAUGAGUUUCGGCACAUGCUUAUGCUAAUUAUGGUGAAAAAGUAAAUGCAUGAUUGAGAAAGUUUCUCUCUUCUACAUAGUCUCGCAGUAAAUGAAUGGAUAAGAUUUAAAACAAUACAAUAAAAAAGUCCUAAUCUAAAGCAAGAACUUUAGACCAUCAUCUAGUUGGAUAAUAUUCAAAAAUCUACGCGAUGCCUGGCAACGCUGGUAGUGGAGGAGCGACCACGAAGGCGCGCCGCCUACAGCGUCACAAUACCAACGACGUCGCAGCUGAAAUUCGCGCAAAGACAGGGACUCCGGUACUAAUAUUUACUCUCGUUAUUAGCUAUCGUCGUCUAUGGGUGUAAUUUUUGGAGGGUCUCUACUCUGUUGCGUUUUCUUUGAACUGAGUAGAUUCCGACUGUUAGCUUAUUCUUGUAGCCCGAGCAGAUUACAGAAACCAGCUGGACUAACAACAAGCAUCAGCGGCACUCUCCUUCCGCUCAAAUCAUAAACAAGCCUCCGCCCCUUUUCACACUCUAAAAAAUCUAAAUUUAACCUAAACAGAACACCGCGGGCGUGAUUUCCUGCACCAAGACGCUACGCAACGAUCAGCAAAACGCCAAAACGAGAGCGAUGGGCCGCAUUGAGAGGCAUGCGGAAGUGGAGGAGGCGAAGACUGAGGCGGAGCUUUUCUUAGAGCACGAAAAAUCGACUGCAAAAGCUCUGAAGAAGAUUCCGGGCCCCAUUCGGGGCAUCGUCACGGCUGUCCGUGCUGACAAAGUAUCAGCCAAGGUCCUCGUGCUCAAGAAGGGCACGCUCGAAGGCACGGACGACGAGACGAGCAGACGGGUCGUGGUAUUGAUGUUUUUUUUUAGAUGUAGGACGGUGGUAACUCUAGCGGAGAUCUUUUCUUAAGGGUAGCAAAGAACUCCAGUGAUGUUGUUGAAAUUAGGUUUCUUAUGCAGUAUGAGCUACAGUUUUGCAGUCGCACAAGUUGUCACCCCAUCAACUUCAGCUCUUGCGAACCCCUCUCAAUUUUUCUAAAUUUAAACCAGCAGAGUCAUCUCGUCGACCGGUACAAAGGGAUCAGCGAUGAGCAAAACUGCUCGCGCGCUUUGGCGGCGGGCUCGUAUCUGUCUCCGCUAUUGCCGGACACUAACUGCAAGGUCUUGCGCGAGGUUGCUGCUGCUCAUGCAUACGCUGAAGGAGCGGCGAAGAGCUACAAGUCGGCUAAGGAGGCACGUGCGAAGAACUUGCAACAGCUUGACGCUUGGAACACUGGCAAAGGGCGGGCGUUUUGCAUGGGCGCUACGUCAAACCUCCGCCAGCUUGUGCAAAGUUGCACGCUCAUCAACACGGCCAUCAAGGAGCAAAAAGUCGGCAAGUUGGAGGCGAAGCUCUUGCCACUUAUCGACGGCGAGCCAAAGCCACUCAGUCCGCAACGUGUUUUCUUCUAUGGCAUCAAGACGGUAAUUUUUCUCAACUACACGCUCAAACUUGCUUAGCUCUCAACUACAUACUCCGUCGCUCUUCAAAUAUUUAACAACUAUGAAACUCCUAUAGUGAAAAGCUAAAAGCUGAGCAACUUUCUCUCCUAGUUCUCCCCCCGACGUUAGCAAAUUUCAAAAACUUGCAACUUCUCCAGGCCUUGGCCACGGCAGCAACCGACGAACGCGCUCUGUUUGUGCAGACCGGCGCCACGUCUUGGCUGA
This is a messenger RNA of Amoebophrya sp. A25, 2641 nucleotides long. The record is from the annotation of a GenBank genome assembly. Lineage: Eukaryota; Dinophyceae; Syndiniales; Amoebophryaceae.